Messenger RNA from Sinocyclocheilus anshuiensis, 1543 nucleotides. RefSeq lists its product as uncharacterized. The transcript is spliced from 5 exons. The record is from RefSeq and is a predicted model, not a curated record. Gene Ontology annotation, cellular component: membrane; external side of plasma membrane. Bases 1 to 765 code for a protein of 254 amino acids. Gene Ontology annotation, biological process: positive regulation of T cell apoptotic process; negative regulation of immune response. Lineage: Eukaryota; Metazoa; Chordata; Actinopteri; Cypriniformes; Cyprinidae.
AUGACGGAGUCAACGCAUGAAGUCAAUGGUACAUCGGAAGAAAACAUCACUGUUAAAUUUACUUUACAAGACCCUGUUAUCAUCAAAAUCUCUGAUAAACCUAGUCUGUACAAAGAUAAGAACAAGAUAGGAAGUUGCAAACAAAUCAGCCCUUGUAAAGAAAAGUUUGCACUCAGUGAUGUGGAAAACUGUACUGUCACACUACACAUCACAAAUCUCACACUGGAAGAUGAAGGAACAUAUCAUGUUGCAGUGUAUUCGGAAGGUGCUAUCCCUCUUAUUGAGAGCAAUAGAAUUUAUAUUAAAGUCACAUUAAGCAAUACAACAACAGAAACUACAACCACAGCUGUGCAUGAAAAUGUAGUGACUAAUUCACCUAAACUGGAGCUAUCGGAACAAAAACCAUUCUUCAUUUUCUUCAGUGCAUCAGUCAUAAUAUUUAUAUGUCUUUUUGUGGGCAUAUUGUGCUGGCUUUUUAGGACCUAUCCAAGAAAACCAGAUGCAGAAAACCCACCAGUUCACAGCAACCGAUCAACACAACUGCAGGGGCAGUGUGGGACAUCCGGGGCUGUGUUUGUCAGCUGUGUGGAGUAUGGGGAGUUAGACUUUCAAAACAGACCUGAAAGAGAUGACAGAGUAAAACUUGCCGAGGCGACAUCAAAGGCCCAGGACGGAGUGGAAUAUGCUGCCAUCAUUUUCCCUCAGCAAAAACAGCCACCGAGUGGGCGGAUGAGAAAUAAACAGCAAGUACCUGCUAUUAAGUGAUAGUCAUAAAACUCAUAAAACCAUGUAUUGUCCACUAAAGUGAGUCUGUUUUAACGUUUGCUCAUGUAAACCUAAUAUAUACUAUUUGGGAGUUAUGCAGAGUGAGUAGAAAUCUUAAGAAUUUUUGAUAAUAAUUACAUGAUCACAAUCUGCCACAUACUGUAAGUCAUCUUCUCACUGUUAACGAGUUCAUACUGAUACUGUAAACGUGCCACAGAGUUUAACACUGAGUCAUAGUGAGGUGCUAACCACAGAAGCCCCCAUAAAGAAACCUGAGGUACUUGAAUAUAUUUGUACAGUAUUAUGCAACCCAGGCUCAUUGGAAAGAACGUGCCUAGCCUGCAAAAUGAUAGCAUGUUGGUUUGUUUCACAUUUCACAACACUUUCCAAGUGAAAUGUCCAGUAAAUGGAGGUGCAAAAAAAAGGACGUUCAAUUCAAUCUAAAACAGAUGAACGUGAAUUUGGCAACAUUUUGUUGAGUUGGUUGUUGAAUGUGAAUCGCAGCAGUCCGUGAAUUAAAUGUCUGGUGUGUGGCGCUAAAAGGUUAAUGCUCUACCGCAUUUGCAGUGCUGGGUAGAUUAUCAACUGAUUACAAAUUACAUGACAAAAUUAGUAGUUAUAACUAUAGUGACAUAAUCCAUUACAUUACACAUUUAAGGUAAUAUAGGACCAGAUUUACUAAACUGGGCAAAUCAGCGUGAGAGCGUAAUCCCAUAAAAGCGCAGAUGGGAGUGGAAAGUUCUGCAGGUGAUUUAUUGACAAUGCACAUAUUAAAGAA